GAAAGACUAAAAGGGUUUUAGGCAACUCCUUCCCUCAGUUUCAAUUCCAUUCACCUCUGAAGAAAAAGAAGAAGAAGAAGAAGACGCUUCUUCUUCCUCGCUCCUCCUUCAUUUGCUACUCGAGAAAUUGAUUAACAAUGGCGAGCAAAAGCUCCAAAUCCAACACCAAGAUUAGCACGAUCAAGAUUAACAGCCCCCACUGUAGCGAUAUAGUCUUUGAUACCCCCAUUCCUUCAUGUCCUUGGAAAGGCCACCGGUUCACCAUUGGCCUUGGACCAGGAGACCCCGAGGACUUGCCGGAAGUUUUCGACAAGGUUAGGAACACCAGUGAAGGCUUUUUCAAGAGUUUUGUCAAGAUGUUUGACAAUUUGGGUACAGACGGCUACAGGGACUUGGCUAUGGAGAUUGGGGAUCUAUACGCUGACCAUGGUGUUUUACUCCCGGUUGUGACCAUGACCGGCAUCAUUGAUGAGUAUGCCGAAGCCGGCAAGACUGCUGAGGCUCUCUAUGUGUACCGGAUAAUGUUGGAUUCUGAAGAUUGUGCCCCCAAUGCUUACACUUAUAGUGUGAUCAUCAGGGCUCUGGCCAAAGACCCCAACCCCAAUUUUCAUGGUGUUGCUAAGGAGUUUGUGAUGGAGAUGAUGGGGAAGGGAUGGCAGCCGAAUGCCAGCACAUACACCGCUGUGUUUGAGGCGUUUGCAGGUCAGGAGAAGAUGGAGGAGGCCAAGCAGUUUCUUGAGGAGAUGAAAACUAGUGGGUUUGUGGCUGACAAGAAAGCAAUGAUGGCUUUCAGAAAGGUUCUUAAGGUUAAAGGGCCUGUUGUCAAAAGCAUUUUCGAUAUUCUAUUUGAUAACUUUGAUGACUAUUCAGACGAGUCAGACGAUGAUGAUGAUGUUGUAAAGAAGUGCACCAAAGACAUUGACUGGUCGAAGUACCCCCCCUGAGAGCUAUGUUCCUUUCAGCAAGAAACAAAUCAUCAAGGACGACCCAGAAAACCCAAAAGAUUUGGAGCAAAUGUUCGACACAAUGCGCAGGACUGGAGCCCUUGUCAGCACUGUGACCAGGAUGCUCAACAUGCUACAAAAUGAUGGAUUCUUGUCCCAAGUCGAGGAGAUCAGGACUGCGUUAGAAGUGGAUCAUAAUGUGCCUGAAGUCGUGACUCAUACUGGUGUCAUCGAGAUCUAUGGCAGGCAUGAUGAGGCCAAGCAUGCUCUCAAGGUGUUUUUGCGCAUGUUAUCCCUUGGAGUUUGCCCAAACGCAUACACUUACAGUGUUUUGAUUAAGGCACUCGCUAAAGACUCCCACUUUCUUGGUGACGCCAAGAAUUACUUACUGGAAAUGAUGGAUAAGGGAAUGCAGCCCAAUGCCAGGACAUACACCCCAGUGUUCAAGGCCUUUGCCCGGCUAGAGGAGGAUAAUAUGAAGAAGGGGAAGGAGUUUCUUAUGGAGAUGGAAGCUAUGGGGUUUAAGGCAAACAAGAAGGCUGUGAUGGAGGUUCUCAAGGACAGAAAAGGGCCUGUUAUUAAAACAGUCAUCAAAAUUCUCUUUGGCAAGUAGAUUUAUUGCUCAUCCCAUUGCUCUUUCUAGACUAGCAUUAACAGUUGAAAAUCUGAAAUCAAAUGGUAUUCCCUCUGCCCGUUGAUGUCCUAAGUUCUAUGCUGUGCUGUUGUAGGUAAGAAUUACGAUUGCUAUUUGUUAGAUAUACUGUCACAGGUGAACUAGGAUAUAGUACCUGAUGUCCUAGCUGCUUUUGUAUUGUGUGGGCAACUAGAUUGCUCAUUCAGCCAUUUCUUUUGUGCCGAUAAUUGACUUAGGCUUAUGUUCAGAACUUGAAAUGCAAUCGAUAUGUUUCU
Rosa rugosa (rugosa rose) is the source of this 1853-nucleotide messenger RNA. RefSeq names its product pentatricopeptide repeat-containing protein At5g02860-like. Gene Ontology annotation, molecular function: protein binding. NCBI's taxonomy places the organism in Eukaryota, Viridiplantae, Streptophyta, Magnoliopsida, Rosales, Rosaceae. The transcript is spliced from 3 exons. The record is from RefSeq and is a predicted model, not a curated record. Bases 138 to 944 code for a protein of 268 amino acids.